AGUGAGGAAACAGUUGUUAUUAUAGAUAAAUAUGUAUAGACAGUUUGGGAGCUGCUGGUACAGAUCUCAUUAGGCUGCACUUCAUGGAAAUGGUCAGCUACCCUCCUGAAUCCCCGUACUCGGCGCAGAGCAUGCUGGGAGUUGUAGUUCCCUCUGCUGUUCCCAGCAUGCUCACAUUUUCCCGGGAUUCUGCAGGCUGAGUGAGUGAGACUUCAAAUAACUGACUUUGCAUCUGCGCUGUGUUCUGCACAACCUAAACAUGAGCUCGUCUGGAAAUGCUCUCGACGAUGAGGACACGUUCAAGAUCCUAGUGGCGACCGACAUCCACCUGGGCUAUAUGGAGAAGGAUGCGGUGCGUGGAAAUGAUAGCUUUGUGACUUUCAAUGAGAUCCUGAGUCUGGCCAAGGACCACGAAGUUGACUUUUUGCUGCUUGGUGGAGACCUUUUCCACGACAACAAGCCCUCCCGGAGAACCCUGCACACGUGUAUGGAGCUGCUGAGAAAGUACUGCAUGGGGGACCGGCCAGUCCAGUUUGAGGUUCUCAGUGACCAGUCUGUUAAUUUUAGUUACAGCAAAUUUCCAUGGGUGAAUUAUCAGGAUGAUAAUCUAAACGUUUCUAUACCGGUGUUCAGCGUUCAUGGAAACCACGAUGACCCAACUGGGGCAGAUGGUCUCUGUGCCCUGGACUUAUUAAGCUGCGCCGGACUUGUGAACCAUUUUGGACGUUCCACAUCGGUAGAGAAAAUUGGCAUCAGCCCGGUACUACUACAGAAAGGCAGAUCAAAGAUUGCUUUAUAUGGAUUAGGGUCCAUCCCAGAUGAAAGGCUGUAUCGGAUGUUUGUUAAUAAACAAGUUACGAUGUUGCGGCCACGGGAGGAUGAAUCCAGCUGGUUUAACGUAUUUGUAAUUCAUCAGAACAGGAGUAAACAUGGAGCCACAAAUUACAUCCCUGAGCAAUUUCUGGAUGAAUUCAUAGAUUUGGUGAUUUGGGGCCAUGAGCACGAGUGCAAGAUUUCUCCAACCCGGAAUGAGCAGCAGCUAUUUUAUGUGUCUCAGCCGGGGAGUUCUGUCGCUACAUCUCUGUCCCCUGGAGAGGCAGUAAAGAAACACGUUGGCUUAUUACGAAUUAAAAACAAGAAAAUGAACAUGCAGAAGAUCCCGCUGCAGACUGUGCGUCAGUUCUUCAUCGAAGACGUUGUUUUGUCCGAUUACCCGGAAAUAUUCAACCCCGACAACCCCAAAGUAACACAAGACAUAGAAAACUUUUGCAUUGAGAAGAUAGAGUCUAUGCUGGAUAUUGCUGAAAGGGAGCGUCUGGGAAACGCUCGCAUGCCAGAUAAACCCUUGAUAAGAUUACGGGUGGAUUACACGGGUGGUUUUGAACCCUUUAAUACGCUACGGUUUAGCCAGAAGUUUGUGGAGAAGACGGCCAAUCCCAAAGACAUAAUACACUUCUUCAGACACAAAGAGCAGAAGGAUAAGAAAGACAACCUGGCAAUUAAUUUCGGGAAAUUUGACAGCAAAACAAGCUCAGAGGUGGCGACGCUGAGAGUGGAGGAUCUGGUGAAGCAGUAUUUCCAGACGGCAGAAAAGAAUGUCCAGCUGUCGCUUCUUACCGAGCGAGGAAUGGGGGAGGCAGUACAGGAGUUUGUUGACAAAGAAGAGAAAGAUGCCAUAGAGGAACUGGUGAAGUUCCAGCUGGAGAAGACACAGCGAUUUUUGAAAGAACGGAACAUUGAUGCUGAAGAGGAGAAGAUUGACGAAGAGGUUCGAGUAUUUAGGCAGACACGAAGGGAGAACACUAACGAGGAGGAUGAAGAGGUUCGAGAGGCGAUAAGCCGUGCCAGAGCGCACAGAUCUCAGGUUGGGGAUAUCAGUAUGAGUGAUGAUGAUGAUGGAAUACGAAGGAAGACCUCCGGCCCAACCAUCGAUGAUUCAGACGAGGACAGCACUCUGGUAUCGGGGAGAGGGAGAGGAAGGGGCCGAGCCAGUAGAGGACGGGGACAGAGCACAUCCACCAGAGGAACUUCUAGACGAGGAAGAGGAGGUAAAAGCAGUGAUCCGCCCUCUACUGGUCGAGGAUCAAAAGCACCCUCCAAAAACAUGUCCAUAUUUGACGCAUUUAAACCGUCGUCGUCAAGACAACCUUCCUCUAGAACUGCGCCUGCCAAGAAUUACUCAGAGGAAAUUGAAGACAAUGACUCCGAUAUUGAAGAAGUUUCCUUCACUCAAGCACCUUCUAAUGUGACCCGCAGAGCUUCCAGUACGUCGUCCAGUUACAGCAAGAAGAGUUCUCAGAGCCAGUCGUCCAGGGGGGCUUUCUUUAUGGAAGAUGACGACGAUGAGGAUGACUUCGACCCUUUUAAGAGCACUGCACCGUCCAGAAGAAACCGCCGAUAGAUCUUAUUCGCUCUCAAGACUGUCACGGCGUUGUCACAGUUACCUUAUAGCAAGAACAUGGAGUAAGAGUGAUGCCCUACUCUCCGUGUAUUCUUCUUGUUAGGCGUUGUCUGUGCCUUUACUUCAGAAUGAACUAUUACCAGGAGAGCGUCUACUGUACCAGCGAACAGAAAUAAUAAAUGUCCGCUCGAUAGGUAUUGAUCUUUCACUUGCGACUCAGUCACGCAUGUCAACCCCUAGCCGUAGCAAUUUACAAUGAUUUUAUUAUUAUUAUUAUUUUUUCGUGAUAUUAAAUCAUACCGAUCCGUUCUGGAAUGCAUCAUAGAUUAGGAAAUAUAUCAUUCAAAGGUAAAUCGUCAUUAUUUGUGCUUAGGUUGCCGUUGCGAUCACAGAUGUGACAGACACUUAUUGUGCCUUAUAGUAACCUGAGUUGGGCAAUUUGCUCUCCAGUUAUGGUGGAACUACAGGAUUGGCCAAGGUGCAUUUACGCCUGUGGUGCCCGUGUCUAGCACCCCCUCAUGCAGUGGGCAAACACCACCUACUGUACUUUGUAAUGGUGGAACCAUCUGUGGUUUUUGGCGCAGCUGGUAGUAAAGACGUGUUUGCUACCACCUGCGCCUUCAUUCCAAAUGUAUCACAUGAAAAAUUGCGCAUCCAGCAAAAGGCCUUGGAAGGGGAGGGGGGGGAAGGGGGGUUGUUCAACCGGCUGCAUAUUGCUGUGGUGCAGAAGGUGUACCUAUUAUAACUCAGAUGCUCGUAAUACUGGUUUAAUCUGUUAUUUGUUUUUUUAUUAUUAUUAUUUUAUUGAGUCUCAAGAAUGCUACAAAUAUAUAAUAAUAAUAAUAAUAAUAAUAAUAAUAGUCUUUAAUAAAACAUAGAUGCUUUUAGAAUAAGCAAUAUUUGGUGUAAAUGCCACUUUACACCUUUUAUCACCAUUGUCACAUGUGGUCUGCAAAACAUUGUGCGACAGGUCCACCCCGUUACAUUACACGUGACAGCUGCAACAGGGUACUGAGGCAGUCAUCAUAAAUAAGUUAUAUCUCCUUUUCUUUUUACCAAGCAGCCAUUGUACAGGGAAUGUAAACACAUGGAAGCGGCCAUUUUGUGAGCUGAACAAAUAUUCAUGAGGUUUCAGCCUAGCAAGAGGAGCCUCUGGGAUAUUGGCUCACAAAAUGGCCGCCAGUAAUGUAUGUAUGUGACAGCCCUUUACACAGGCAUUAUUUAAUUCUCAACAUACACUGGUACAGAAUAUUCAUGUGAGAAUAUGCCAUCCAUUGAAUGCCGCAAAAUUGGAUGCUUUUUCUAGACAAACUAUGCAAGUUCAAUAGAAUUAUUUCCAAAAUAAUUGCUAAGCAAACAUACAGUGUAUUAUCUCCACAGCUCAGCCCUUUGAAAUGUUCAAUAAUUGUGUGUGACUCACUCUGGUUCAUUGAAUAGGUUAUAUAAAUGCAGUUAUGUGUUUUUCAUUGGUGUUCCAUUGUCUUGUAAUCAGUCUUUAUUUUGACCAACUGCUGCUCUGUACGCUGCAGGACUUUUUCUGAGAAUUAGAGGCUUUAUUUAAAUUAUAAGGUAUCGGAGGGGUGAUUUGCUUCCAUAUUGUUGUAGGUUUAAUGCAUUUUUCAUAAUAAAAGUUUGUUUCACACA
Messenger RNA from Pseudophryne corroboree (corroboree frog), 4045 nucleotides. It is a transcript of the gene MRE11, whose product is annotated as MRE11 homolog, double strand break repair nuclease. Gene Ontology annotation, biological process: mitotic G2 DNA damage checkpoint signaling; mitochondrial double-strand break repair via homologous recombination; double-strand break repair via homologous recombination. The transcript has 20 exons. Gene Ontology annotation, cellular component: nucleus; Mre11 complex; site of double-strand break. The record is from RefSeq and is a predicted model, not a curated record. Bases 260 to 2401 code for a protein of 713 amino acids. Gene Ontology annotation, molecular function: single-stranded DNA endonuclease activity; manganese ion binding; 3'-5'-DNA exonuclease activity. NCBI's taxonomy places the organism in Eukaryota, Metazoa, Chordata, Amphibia, Anura, Myobatrachidae.